This is a messenger RNA of Pimephales promelas (fathead minnow), 3644 nucleotides long. RefSeq names its product leucine rich repeat containing 4.2 (gene lrrc4.2). Lineage: Eukaryota; Metazoa; Chordata; Actinopteri; Cypriniformes; Leuciscidae. Gene Ontology annotation, molecular function: protein binding. Gene Ontology annotation, cellular component: postsynaptic density membrane; plasma membrane; glutamatergic synapse. Gene Ontology annotation, biological process: modulation of chemical synaptic transmission; postsynaptic density protein 95 clustering; synaptic membrane adhesion. The record is from RefSeq and is a predicted model, not a curated record.
GGGGAUUUUUCCCCCUUAUCUUUUCUUUUUUUCUUUUUAUAUUUACCUUGGUUUAAUGUGCAUGUACUUUGGCAAUGGAGUCUUGUGAAAAUUAUUCAGUGGUAUUCAGCGUCGCCUUCCAAGGACAAUCAAUGAGGGAGCUGAGAGGAGAUCUUUUCCAAGCUGACUGGAUGUGUGCACCUGCUUGACUGACUGGGCCUUACCCCUUGAACCAGUUUCACUAAAUGCUGCUUCUCUCUGGGAUUAAUAGGGGCCAUUUUGUCAGAUCAGUUCAUGCUCCACUUUACUUUUAAGAGAGAAAUAGCUGAAAAUGUUGUGCAGUGAUCUUAGUGGGAAACAUGAGUGAAUGGUGCUGGGGUUUUGCUUCAAAAUAAAGGAUUAUACUAAGGACAACUCAGAGCUAAUGAGCACCAUCCUGCACUGUCGAUGGCAAACAGAUGCAGAGUCUUGCUCAAACCAGGGUAGGGCUACUGUUCUCCGUUCCCCAGCCGAAUCCCCACGCGAUGUUGAAUUAUGAACGCGCCACAUCAUGAGUCUCUUGUGGCAGGUAACUGUGCACCGUGCCUGGAACGCAGCCCUGCUCUGUGCAGUCUACCUCAUGGUGCGAUCGUGGAGUGUGUGCGCCAACCCCUCCGGACCACUGACCUGCCCUGCUGUUUGCUCCUGUGGUAACCAGUUCGUUAAGGUCGUGUGCACCAGGCGUGGCCUGGUUCGAGUGCCCCCUGGCAUCCCUGCCACCACACGCCAUUUAAACCUGAUGGAGAACAGCAUAGAGACAAUUGAAGCUGGAACAUUUCAACACCUCCGUCACCUGGAGGUACUGCAACUGGGUAGGAACUCUAUUCGGCAGAUUGAGGUGGGGGCCUUCAGCGGCCUCAACAGCCUCAACACACUGGAGCUGUUCGACAACCGUUUGACGGUGAUCCCAAGUGGCGCUUUUGAGUACUUGUCUAAACUGCGGGAAUUAUGGCUCAGGAACAACCCUAUCGAAAGCAUACCUUCCUACGCAUUUAACCGCGUUCCCUCUUUGAUGCGUCUGGAUCUGGGAGAGUUAAAGAAGCUGGAGUAUAUUUCUGAGGGUGCUUUUGAGGGAUUAUACAACUUGAAAUACUUAAACCUUGGAAUGUGUAACCUGCGGGAGAUGCCAGUCCUGACCCCUUUGGUUGGACUGGAGGAGCUAGAAAUGUCUGAGAACUACUUUCCAGAGAUAAAACCUGGAUCCUUCAGGGGUUUGAAAUCCCUGAAAAAGCUGUGGAUUAUGAACUCUCGGAUCACCACUAUAGAAAGAAAUGCAUUUGAUGAUGUCACGGCCUUGGUUGAGCUCAACCUGGCCCAUAAUAACCUUAGCUCUUUGCCGCAUGACCUUUUUGCGCCCUUGAGUUACCUGGUGGAGCUCCAUUUGCACCACAACCCUUGGCGGUGUGACUGUGAUGUUGUGUGGCUGGCUUGGUGGCUGAGGGAGUACAUUCCCACUAAUUCCACCUGCUGUGGCCGCUGCCACACCCCUGCUUACCUACGUGGACGCUACCUGGUGGAGGUGGACCAGAGCACUUUCCAGUGCUCAGCACCUUUCAUACUGGAUGCCCCAAGGGAUCUUAAUAUCUCUGCUGAACGUGUAGCUGAGCUAAAAUGUCGUACGGCCCCCAUGUCAUCAGUUAGAUGGCUUCUGCCAAAUGGAACAGUUUUGACCCAUGGCUCUAAUCACCCACGGAUAUCAGUGCUCAAUGAUGGAACACUAAACUUCUCCAAUGUGCUGCCAGCAGAUACAGGUGUGUACACCUGCAUGGUGACCAACAUGGCUGGAAACUCCAAUGCUUCGGCCUACCUGAAUGUGACUGCGGCUGAGCUCAACACUUCUAACCUGAGUUACUUCACUACGGUGACAGUAGAGGAAGUAGAGCCCACCUCACAGGAAGUGAUCAAGCCAAAGACGGUAACCGCCUCUCCCUCCGUCUUUCAGCCAGUUUUUAUCUCUACACCGACAGUUUUACUUCAAACACCUCGACAGGUCUCUGUACCGACGGUGCGUGGAACGACGCGCCCACCUGCCAGUCUUGACGAGGUUAUGAAGACAACCAAGAUCAUCAUAGGCUGCUUUGUGGCAGUCACCUUGCUCGCUGCCGUUAUGCUUAUUGCUUUCUACAAGCUGCGUAAACGGCACCAGCAAAAGAGCGCAGUGGGAGCUGCUAGGACUACAGAGGUCAUUCAGAUGGGGGAGAAUGUUCCUACCACCCAUGCAGGGACAAGUAUACCAGGUGAAAGUGGGAUGAUGUUACCUAGCCUGAGAGAUCACAACAGCACCUACAAACCCAGCUACAGCUCCUACAGACCAGCACACUCUGCUCCUUGGGCAGAAAACAACAUCGGGAACUCCCUGCACCAUCCCCGCCCCACCAUCAUCAGCACCAUCCACCAACCUGAAUCCUACAUGUUCAAAACUCACAAAAAUGAGAAGGUACAGGAAACACAGAUAUAACAUUCCUACAGCCUUCUCCUUCUCUGUCUUUUAUUCUGUUCAUCAUGAAAACAUGCAAUAGAAUGCACAACAGAAAAGACAGCAAUUACUUUUGUACCCAGUGCAAAAAGGGACUGUUUUUCUUGUACAUGCGUAUACAUAAAUAUAUUAAUAUAAAUAUAUAAAUGAAUCCACUAUGGGAUGAGACAAGAAACAGAUUAUACAAAAGUGAAAAUGAAUUUAAACUAUUUUCUAACUUGUAACUCUUAUUUAAGAUGGGAAAAUGUGAUGAUGCUGAUACGACAUUGCAAACGGAGACAGAUUUGUUUGAAAAGGGGCAACCUGUGAUUUUUAGACCAUGCUGUACAUGAUGCAGUAAAGUCCCAUUUAUACAGAGAACUUUCUAAGUAACUGUCCACUGAUUGAUCUUUAAAGGCUUAUCUUCUAAAAGCACCAAGAAUUUGUAUUGUGCCAAAUGUUAUACUUGCAAUAAAUGAGACUGGCUUAAGAGAUAGGAAACAAAACAUAGCAAAACACAGGACGGACACCGAGAGAGAAUGGAGCAGUUGGAUUCACAGAGUUGCUGUUCUGCAGCUCCCAGCCAAAUGUUUUUUUUUUUUUUUUUUUUUUUUUUUGGCUGCACCAUAGUUUUGCAGCAAGCAUUUAACGAUAUGUUUCCAGAACAGACAUCCUGCUUGCUUUUUGAGUUUAACCUUCUGACUAUUACUCUAAUAUUAUUCUUGAUUUUUGACAAAUUCGAUUGACUAUCCUUUGGUUUUUUCAUCCAGUUUCAUGAGUUGGAUUUUGAUUGCUUUUCCUGUUUCUUUCAGAUCAUUUACUGCGUUAAGUUUGAUUUAAAUGGCUUUUAGGGCUAAUUUAGUAAAUGCAUUACAACAGUUGCCUCAGAUUAGUAGUGCAAGGGCUCAACUGGAUGUUAGUUUGCGAGACUUACAAGACGGUUGCAGUGACUGGAUGGUUUGCUGCAGGUAUACAUUAACAUGGUUUCAGAUUUUCUUUAUUGAGAAAGAGAUUAAAAUGAAUGUGUGAAGUAUGGACUUUCCUUUAUGGAGAUCGUUCCAACAGCAAUUUUCUUUUGUCCUUAUUUUAAGCAAUGCUAUUUUUAUGAGGAGUCUACAGAGGUUACAACAAUAAAAAAGAAAACAUUUGGUUUGUAUUUCUCUAAACUAAA